Plenodomus lingam JN3 is the source of this 345-nucleotide messenger RNA. RefSeq lists its product as uncharacterized. The record is from RefSeq and is a predicted model, not a curated record. Lineage: Eukaryota; Fungi; Ascomycota; Dothideomycetes; Pleosporales; Leptosphaeriaceae.
AUGCCCACACCCGUAUCCAGCCCCCUUCACAAGCCAGGCGCAGACCACGACCUCAACUGGAAGAGCAAGUUACUCAUUGCGGCAGAAGGGGUGGGCUGGCUAUCUUUCUUCAGACCUGAUCUGUUGACUGACGCCUUUGGCGAUUUCUACGAAGUUCGCCUCCAAGCAAACCCCCACCAUGUCUCUACACCACACAAAUACAGACACACUCCGACAAACUGGAGAAGUGAAGGGCAUGUUACACGUUGUUCGUUACGACAUUACUACAAGAUGAAGGGCAUGUUACAGAAGAGGCCCAAGAAACAAAUGGCAGCAGAUCGGGGGGGCAAAGAAUUACACGUCUAA